AUGACUGUGGCUAUUGAUGAUGAGAAUACUACCGGAGUCAUACCCCCAACACCUCUGCAGGCAAAGAAGAUUGAAACUUUAGAGGCCAGGAUACCCAAGCUUCACGAGCAGAUUAAAAAAAACGGACUAGCUAUUGUCAAAGCCAGAGAGAGACUCAAUGAGUUGGUUAAGGAAUAUGGGGGCCCUCCGGAUGCCGCUGGUAUCGUCAAAGAGCAUAUUCGGCUUCUCCACGACUAUAAUGAAAUCAAAGACGUUGGGCAAGGGUUGAUCGGACUCAUUGCUCAAAGCCGUGGAGUGAGACACAUUGAAGUACAAACUGAGUUCGGAAUAGCUACCGCAGAUUAA
Trichophyton rubrum CBS 118892 is the source of this 345-nucleotide messenger RNA. RefSeq lists its product as uncharacterized. The record is from RefSeq and is a predicted model, not a curated record. Gene Ontology annotation, cellular component: Swi5-Swi2 complex; Swi5-Sfr1 complex. The coding region runs from base 1 to 345 and encodes 114 amino acids. Gene Ontology annotation, biological process: meiotic joint molecule formation; double-strand break repair via homologous recombination; meiotic DNA recombinase assembly involved in reciprocal meiotic recombination. NCBI's taxonomy places the organism in Eukaryota, Fungi, Ascomycota, Eurotiomycetes, Onygenales, Arthrodermataceae. The transcript is spliced from 3 exons.